Molecule: messenger RNA, 1051 nt
Organism: Neogale vison (American mink)
Lineage: Eukaryota; Metazoa; Chordata; Mammalia; Carnivora; Mustelidae
Gene: NME5
Product: NME/NM23 family member 5
Exons: 6
Coding region: 333-968 (211 amino acids)
Biological process (GO): negative regulation of oxidative stress-induced intrinsic apoptotic signaling pathway; GTP biosynthetic process; CTP biosynthetic process
Molecular function (GO): nucleoside diphosphate kinase activity
Source: RefSeq, a predicted model, not a curated record
GCGGUAGCCGGGCAGGAGUUGGCUUGGGGUGAGUGCGCAAAUGAGGGCUGUACUCGGGACUGCGAGUGAGCCUGGAAAGGCCCUGGGACCUGGGGUUCCUGCUUUCUAACCAGACCUGAUCCUGUGUGUGGACUUCCAGGAGGGGCGGGGACCGGAGGCGGCUUACCUGCCCUGGGUGGAGAGUUGCUGCAGAGAGGCCCGUCCGGUCUUCCAAGACCUUCAGACUACCCCUUGGCCUCUGGACCUCAGUGAAAGCGCUUAGGAAAACCAAGGGCACGAAUUAGAGUUGAUACCUGUGGAGAAUCUACUAAGUUGUACCCUGAAAAGACAGAAUGGAGAUAUCAAUGCCCCCACCUCAGAUAUAUGUAGAAAAAACUCUGGCUAUUAUCAAACCGGAUAUUGUGGACAAAGAGGAGGAGAUACAAGAUAUCAUUCUCAGAUCUGGAUUCACUAUUGUUCAGAGAAGAAAACUGCAUCUCAGCCCUGAGCACUGUAGUAACUUUUAUGUGGAACAGUAUGGGAAGAUGUUUUUCCCCAAUUUAACAGCUUACAUGAGUUCUGGACCACUUGUUGUCAUGAUAUUAGCUAGACAUAAAGCCAUCUCUUACUGGAAAGAACUUUUGGGACCAAGUAAUACCUUAGUAGCUAAAGAGACUCACCCAGACAGUCUAAGGGCAAUUUAUGGCACAGAUGACCUAAGGAAUGCACUUCAUGGGAGCAAUGAUUUUGCUGCAGCAGAAAGAGAAAUUCGAUUCAUGUUUCCUGAAGUGAUUAUUGAACCCAUUCCAGUUGGACAAGCUGCUAAGGAUUAUUUAAAUUUAUAUGUAACACCAACUCUGCUUGAAGGACUCACAGCACUUUGUAAGGAGAAACCAGCAGAUCCUUUUAUUUGGCUAGCUGAUUGGCUACUGAAAAAUAAUCCCAACAAGCCCAAGCUGUGUCACAAUCUGUCUGCAGAAGAACCUUGAAGUUCCUCAAAGAACGAAUCACUAUCUUACUGUGAAAGACAUGCUUCUACUUUAAAACAAACCUUCCUAAGGGGUUUAAAUAA